This is a messenger RNA of Emericellopsis cladophorae, 492 nucleotides long. RefSeq lists its product as uncharacterized. Lineage: Eukaryota; Fungi; Ascomycota; Sordariomycetes; Hypocreales; Bionectriaceae. The record is from RefSeq and is a predicted model, not a curated record. Gene Ontology annotation, biological process: glutaminyl-tRNAGln biosynthesis via transamidation; regulation of translational fidelity. Gene Ontology annotation, molecular function: glutaminyl-tRNA synthase (glutamine-hydrolyzing) activity. Bases 1 to 492 code for a protein of 163 amino acids. The transcript has a single exon.
AUGUCCACAGGGACCACUUCUCCAGCAGAAAUCCUUGCGAAACCGACAUGGUCCGUCCGGUCGCUUCUAUCGUCGCCCUCCAACGACGCCGCGAAAGAUGACAAGAUCACACCGAAACAACUACAUCACCUUCUAAAGCUGUCGGCGCUUCCUCUGCCCAAGACUCCAGAAGAAGAAUACUCCAUGAUUGCAACCCUUCAAAGUCAACUGCAUUUCGUACGCGCAGUCCAGCGCGUCGACACAAGAGGCGUGAAACCCUUGCACGCUAUCCGCGACGAGACAGAUCAGGGCACGCAGGAGGAAACCAUCACAUUGGACAAGAUGAAAGGGCUGCUCGAGGAAGAAGUGCAAGUCGGGUAUUACAAAAGGCCAAAGAGGGUGAAAACAAAGGUCGAAAGCGAAGCAGAAGACUGGGACGCGCUGGCCACGGCGUCCAGAAAGAGAGGUCGAUUCUUCGUAGUCCAGGGAAAGAAAGCAGGCGAGGCUGCGUAG